AUGGAUAGAAACUUAGUUAAACUUUCAAGAAACUCCAUUUUGCAGGAAGAAACCCCACACGAAGUAUACAGCGAAGAUGAGGAAGGGAAGACCAUAAUAUGGCACUUGCCUCGUAACAACUUCACCAUCAUGGUGCUGUGGUCCCAAUUCCUUGUCUCCGCCUCAGAGAUAGUAGUCAAUGGCACACAAACCGGCAGUUUUCAUCUGCACCUGGACAAGGUUGAUGAGAGUUGGGUGCAAAAACUACCAGCCCUAGAUUAUGCAGUUAUCUCAACCGCCAACUGGUUCUUCAGAUCCAACUACGUGUACGAGGGUGGUCAUUUUCUUGGAUGUAUUUACUGCCCGGACCCAAACGUGACGCACCUUGGCCCUGACAUUGUUAUACAAGGAGCUAUUAGGCUUGCUCUUAAGUCCAUCAACGACUGCAACAACUGCUCGAGGAUAGUGACUUUACUGAGAACAUUCUCACCACCCCAAUUCGAGAACGGCACAUGGAACAUGGGAGGUACUUGCAUGAGAACACGCCCAUUUGCUCCAGAAGAGAUUAACAACAGUGGCCUGGAUUUGGUUUACAGGAAUGCCCAACUGGCAGAGAUUGAUAAUGCCCGCAAAUUGGGAGAGGAAAAGGGAAGAGCAUUUGAUGUUAUAGAUGUUACUGAAGCUAUGCCAAUGAGGCCUGAUGGCCAUCCUGGAUUACAUUGGGAUAACCGAUGGAACAAGGGACUGAGUGAUUGCAUCCAUUGGUGCUUGCCAGGGCCUGUUGAUACUUGGAAUGAAUUUUUACUUGAAUUGCUCCGAAGACAUUCCAGCUUUCCUCUGAGCUCUAGAAGGCAUGCAUCAGAAGAUGUUAAAAAUCAAUACUCGAACAAUGAAAGAGUUUUAAACUCCAACAAGGUCACCAAUGGAUUUAACGGUUUGUUGAGGUUGAGCCGGUCCUAG
Messenger RNA from Coffea arabica (coffee), 939 nucleotides. The record is from RefSeq and is a predicted model, not a curated record. Lineage: Eukaryota; Viridiplantae; Streptophyta; Magnoliopsida; Gentianales; Rubiaceae.